AAUUCAAACAGUUCCAUGAUAUCCUUCGUCGAACGAAUAUCGAUCUCCUUACAUAGACACACGUUCCGUAUGCGCGAUCGGUCAACUUCGAUAAUUAAUUCUCUAUCGCUUCGCUACUUCACAUGAAUUACAGUUUAGAGAUUCGUUUGUGUAAAUGAUUGCGAGACAUUUGAUCUUCAAACUGUCCUCGAUGUGAUCCUUUCUCUUUUAUGUGCUAGUUGAUGAGUAUGAGUGAUAAAAGAGAGAAAAAAAAGAAAAAACUAAGUUUGCAAAGAAGAUCAGCUCUGUCGUUUGAAAUAAACGGCUCGAUCGACCUCGAACACAUUUUAGAAAUUAGUCCGUGGAAAGAUAUCAACAAAUUUGAACAAGACGAGGCCGGUUGCAUCCAAAGCUUGUUGAACGAAUUCAGUAGUAGAAUUGAACAAGAAAAAUUAUACCCCGCGGAAAAAAUGCCUAAACAAAAUAUCAAAAAAGCGAAAAAAACGUUGAAAGAUGAGUCGCAAAUCAGCAAUGCCGACUCAAAGGAGUAUUCAGUAAUCAGGUCCGAGUUAUUGACAUUCAAACAAAGUGAAAUCGUGCCCGAAAGUGACGGAACGGAAAACCAAAAGGAUAUAUUACACACGAGCACUCCCAAUGAACAUGCAGAAAAUUUAAGUGAAAAGAAAUCGAAAAAAAAAAAAUCGGUUUCGAAAAAGUUAAUGAAGGAUUCUGAGGAUGAAGCGGUACAAACUGUCCCACAGAAAAUAUCAGAAAAGAAACAGAAGAAAACAAAAACCAAAGAUGAUGAAGAACACAAGAAAAAGGGCAUCAACAAGAGUUCUAACGAAAAUUUGACGGAAAUGGAUUCAAACAAAGCAAGAGAAGCUUCAAAGAUGAUAAAAGAUAUAGUAAAGAUAAGUAGUCGAAUGAUAGAGCUUACAAGAAAAAUGUUACGCAUAAAAACCAAAUUAGAGAGUUUAUUGCAGUCUUGUCCUUUAUCUGACGAAUCAUAUUUAUCAGAUGAGUCAUACACGUCUUCAGUAAAAACAAACAUGUCGUCAGAAACGAAUUCCGAUUCAGAAUCGUAUAGCGAUACACCAUCGUCGAUAGAAAUGACUUCCGAUUCAGAAUCGUUUAGCACGUCGACAAAUAAUAAAUCUGAUAAAUACAAUAAAAAAUCUACAAAGUCAUCUAAAUUACAAAAAAAAUAAAAA
Molecule: messenger RNA, 1193 nt
Organism: Pseudomyrmex gracilis
Lineage: Eukaryota; Metazoa; Arthropoda; Insecta; Hymenoptera; Formicidae
Product: transcriptional regulator ATRX homolog
Exons: 5
Coding region: 222-1190 (322 amino acids)
Source: RefSeq, a predicted model, not a curated record